AUGUCUCUACACAGGCUGAAGCCUGAAACACCAAGUUCCAUUUUUGAGGAUGACCCAUCAAUCAAAACAACGAGGAAACCCAAAAGAAAACUUCUCCGAAUCAUAAUCACAGACCACGACGCCACCGAUUCCGAUUCCUCAGGCGAUGAAGUGACAGAGAAAAACAACCAAAGAACAACACGAAGAAAACCAAAAAGAGAAGUCCUUGAAAUCAACAUGCACCAUCCCGUAUUAGAUUCUUCUUUCUCGUUCUCUUCUCUUUCAUCAUCUUCAUCUUCUCUUGCAUGCUCAGAGAAAAACCACAAAAAGUACAAUAGAGUUAAGAAAGCACCAACCUUGUCUGUCACGCGCCACCGCAACAAGUUCCGUGGAGUAAGACAACGGCCAUGGGGAAAGUGGGCCGCUGAGAUCCGAGACCCGGCCCAACGGAAACGUCUCUGGCUUGGAACGUUUAACUCCGCCGAAGAAGCCGCCGCCGAGUACGACAGAGUUGCUGUGAUGCUGAGAGGUCCUGACGCCGUCACCAACUUUCCUAUUUUACCGGCGAAGGUGGAAUUGGAAACUGAAGUACCAUCGCCGGUGAAUGGCAGAGAUGACGGCGGAGCUGGUUACUCCGACGCUUUGGCUUCGCCAACGUCUGUUUUAACCUACGACUGUGAUUCGACGCCGUUUGACUGUUAUCGUUACGGAGACGUGGACGCUUUUGGGUUCCACAUUGACGCGCCGUUAAGUUUGCCGGAAGUUAACGGUUCGCUGACGUGUCAUCCGAAGUUGGAAAAAGAAGAGUCGUUUGAAGAGUUUGAUCUUGACGAGUUUAUGACGUGGCCAUAG
Messenger RNA from Vicia faba (fava bean), 831 nucleotides. The record is from the annotation of a GenBank genome assembly. Lineage: Eukaryota; Viridiplantae; Streptophyta; Magnoliopsida; Fabales; Fabaceae.